Messenger RNA from Galleria mellonella (greater wax moth), 622 nucleotides. RefSeq lists its product as uncharacterized. The coding region runs from base 131 to 496 and encodes 121 amino acids. The record is from RefSeq and is a predicted model, not a curated record. Lineage: Eukaryota; Metazoa; Arthropoda; Insecta; Lepidoptera; Pyralidae. The transcript has 4 exons.
ACGGAACCCUAAAACCAGAUUAAUGAGAAUGAUAAAAAUCUGCACCUAUUAUGUGAUCAGUAGUUUUCUGUUUACAGUCAGAAAAACUUAAUAUUAGAUAUUUUAUGUAAUUUUUUUUUUUUACGAGAAUAUGACGAAUUUCUUUAUUUAUUUAAGUUUCAUUAAUAUUUUUUCUUUUGGCUGUUAUUAUUGUGUCCAAGUGAAGCACGAACGUGCGUUAAUCCAAUAUUACAACAAGAAGUACGUAAGCCACGCUCAAGCCUUCACCGGCCGGGCCAAACGCCGGGAGCCAUAUAGAACUAAUAUUACAAUCACUACGUUGCACACAUGGCAAAACAAUGUCACGAUAAAAUUGAUAUACAAGGACAAACAGUCGGCUAGUGAUUUUUAUAUAUCGGUAAAAUUAUGUGAUGCAGCGAAGUUCGCUUGGAUAAUUGACUAUGUAAGCACUUAUGCGGACUUCAAAGUAGCCUGUCCCUUCCCUCCGUCACAAUAACGAACAUUAUGAACGUCUUCAGAGUUGAACUGAUGGUGAAGUCAAGGUCAAAGAUAAAGAACUUCAACUGUUAAUGCGUAUUUGUAUUUUGUAUGAGGUCCACUGCUCUCUCAGCCAUUGCAAUGA